Uranotaenia lowii is the source of this 974-nucleotide messenger RNA. RefSeq names its product Krueppel-like factor 3. NCBI's taxonomy places the organism in Eukaryota, Metazoa, Arthropoda, Insecta, Diptera, Culicidae. The record is from RefSeq and is a predicted model, not a curated record. The coding region runs from base 161 to 901 and encodes 246 amino acids. The transcript has a single exon. Gene Ontology annotation, biological process: regulation of transcription by RNA polymerase II. Gene Ontology annotation, molecular function: RNA polymerase II cis-regulatory region sequence-specific DNA binding; DNA-binding transcription factor activity, RNA polymerase II-specific.
CCCUGGCGGGAUUUAUGAUUGCGAUAUUGAAUGUCAUUAGGCGUCGGUUUUGAGUUACGUCUGCGAGGAUCAUCAUGACGCGCACAGAAUUAAUUUUGGACCGCGAAUGGCGUUCAGUUGCAGCCGGUAGUUUGUGAAAGUCACACCAAAAUUUAUCCAAAUGGAGGAUUUCGACGUUUCAACGGAAGAUUUUCUAGCCAAUGGGUUCUAUCAGUUUUACACCGAGUUGCACGAGGAUCUGUUCGAUGUCAUCCAGCAGGAUUGCUCCCAAAGUCCGAUCGAUCCACCAAGUCCCUGUGUCGCAUCACAAAUUGAACCUUCUCUUCCAACGGCUGAAGAUUAUCGAGACAGCAAUUCUCAUGAUCAAUUAGAGCCUAACGUGGAAAACUUCAUCCUGGAAUUCAGUUGUCUCAACUACAGCAAAGUCUGGGAACCAAACUUUGAGCUUCCGGAACGAACCUUUCUCUGUGACGACUCCUGUGAGGCCCUACUAGAGAAACAGCUUCAACCCAACCCACCAGAACCAGAUAACUCCCCAGAAGAUCCAACCCAAAGCUUCAUCUGUCCCUUCGAAACGUGCAAGAAAAACUACGCCAAGGCCGUUCACUUGAAAGCGCACCUAAGACGUCACAUCGGAGACAAACCCUAUCACUGCAAGUGGGCCGGAUGUAAGUGGCGAUUUUCCCGAUCGGACGAGCUGGCCCGGCACUUCCGGUCCCACUCCGGGGUGCGUCCGUACAAGUGUGACUUUUGCCCGAAAUGUUUCUCCCGAUCGGAUCACCUGGCCAAGCAUCGGAAGGUGCACGAGCGUAAAUUUGCUACCGGAAAGUGUAAAGGGCUGUGGGUGAAUCUGCCACGUGGUCGACCUGGCCGAAAACCGAAGAAUGCGAACAAAGUGUGAAUGAAGUGUUGAUGCUAGUAUUAUACCGAUUAGAUUUAAUCAAUGAGUUCUCAGUAAAAACGAUUUAUGUUUA